Messenger RNA from Diplodia corticola, 1164 nucleotides. Its product is annotated as glycoside hydrolase family 16 protein. Bases 1 to 1164 code for a protein of 387 amino acids. The record is from RefSeq and is a predicted model, not a curated record. Gene Ontology annotation, biological process: carbohydrate metabolic process. Gene Ontology annotation, molecular function: hydrolase activity, hydrolyzing O-glycosyl compounds. NCBI's taxonomy places the organism in Eukaryota, Fungi, Ascomycota, Dothideomycetes, Botryosphaeriales, Botryosphaeriaceae. The transcript has 3 exons.
AUGGCUUUACUGCUGCUGGCUUUCCUCCUACCUUCUCUUGUCACGGCACGAUGCGAGUGCGGCUACUCGGUCAACAAGACGACGGACGCGGAGCACACGGUCUGGACGGACCUGAUGGAGACGGACUUCCUGCACAUCGACGACGUCGCCAACAACAGCGACGGCGCCAACAACAACAUCGGCUGGGUGCCGCAGGUGUACAACGUCACGCCGGCGCUGGCGCGCGGCACGUACGGCAAGAUGGCGCUGCUGGAGAACGUGGUGGCGAACCCGCUGAAGAACCCGUGGGACUGGGCGGGCGAGGCGACCGAGGCGGGAACCGAUGCCGGGUUGCAGCUGAUGGUGCGUUCGCGGCCGGUCGACGACAUGGUGCCGAUUGGGGAGAUCGUCGCCGCGAGGACGGACAUGCUGUAUGGCAGCUUUCGGGUCGCGAUGAAGAUGACUGGGGUUCCGGGGACCUGCGGGGCUUUCUUUUGGUUCCGGAACGACACGCAAGAAAUCGACGUCGAGUUCCUGUCCAAGCAGCUCAACGCCUCGUCCAACCUCGUCAACCUCGUCCUGCAAUCGCCGCAGUCGGCCGCGGCGGGAUACGACGCCUCGCACACGCCCAACUACGACGUCUACCCGCUGCCGUUCCGGCCGGACCGCGCGUUCCACGAGUACCGCUUCGACUGGGUGUCGGACCGCGUGUCGUUCUACGCCGACGGCACGUGGCUCAAGGACAUGACGAUCGAGCUGCCCAACAGCCCGGGCCACCUCGUCCUCAACCACUGGUCCAACGGCGACGCGCUGUGGUCGGCCGGCCCCCCCGCGCAGGACGCGACCAUGACCGUGUCGUACGUCAAGGCCUACUUCAACUCGAGCGACCCCCAGCGCCAGAAGGACUACUCCUUGCGCUGUGCCGCCGCCGCCGCCGCCGGUGAUAAUGCCACGGUCUGCCAGAUCCCGAACCAGACGUCGCCGCCGGAUAACCAGGGGCCCGACGCUAAUAGGACGGCGAGGACGUUCUUCUUUUCCGAUGACCCGCAAGAUUCGGUUAAUCAGACGGUGUUUGACGGAUGGCGGAACAGGAAUGAGGGUGGAGGAGGACCUGCUGUUGGGUGGAUGAAGUUGGCGGCCGGCAUGGCCUUCGCUUCGGUCAUGACCGUGGUGGGUAUUGCAUAG